CGACUACAUAUAAUAUAAAGCAAUGACUAAUCGACUAUUAAAUUAGUUGUUGACUAUUUUAUUAGUCAACUAAUUGUGGCAGCCCUACAUUGGUGUAGAAUCUCAUUUUUUUAAGUAAAUCUAUGUGCUUUGUUGUAAUUCUAAUAAUAAGCCCCUCUUACUAUUAUUUUUCUCAGUGAUCUGUUAAAAUUCAAAAUAUAAAUGACAAAGCCUGAUGAACUAAAAUGAAUUAACCUCAAAUGUUUUUUCUGAAAUCGUUAGCAUAUUUAUUCAAAGCUAAAGAGCCACAUUGGAGGGAUGAAGGAGCCACACGUGGAGCCGCAGGUUGCAGACCCCUGGUACAGCAUAUCCAUAUUAUUUUAUUUCUUUGUUGACCGGACAAACACAUUCUCAAAUCCUUCAGCUUCACCAUUAAAAGUUUCUUUGGAACUGGACUCUCUACCUUUCUUUCUGACCAGAGCUCCUUUAAAAGGUGUUUGAGGAGCGCUCCCCUCCAGAGUGUUCAAACAGUCAUGCCGGCCGAUGAAAAGAUGAACAGGGUUGGUUAAUGGUUAAAAGUCAGAGGCUGGAAGCAGCUUUGUGUUCUCGUGUUUCCAUGAAGAUGAGCUUGAAAGAGUCACCAGCUACAGGCUCCGCCCCUCCAGCCUGGAGCCGGCUGAGCUGUCAUUGUGGAUCACAGCUCAUCACUGCUCACUUUAGUAGUGUCCCUCCCUGGGGUUUUAGUCUGUGCUUUACUAUGAAGGCUCUGAAGACUGAUGUGUUUUUUCUUCUUUUCUUUUUGCAACGCAGCAGGAGAUUUUUGCAGCUGGAAGCAACAUCAGUUUGAUUUUUUGCUCCUUUUUUAUUAUUCAUAUUUUUCUCAGAGUUUAGGAGAAAAAGCCUUUGGAAGUACUCAGAAGUUUCUGGAGGACCCACGGACUAUUUUAACAAUGACUGAAGAGUUGGUUCAUUUGACUCUGUUUCUAGAACUGGGGGGCCAGGGAGACCAGUGCGCUGUUUGAAAGCUUCAUUAUGCAUCAUGGAAGACACCAGUAUUUUCCCAACACCUGAUUACAACGACAGCACGUCUGUUUGGGCAGCAGUACCCUCCGCUCCCAGCAGGCGGCUGGGCAGCCUUCACAACCCAAACAAAUGCUUCAAGGACCUCAUGGGGAUGUUCUUCAUGGUCGCUUUAAAUCUUCUGGCCCUCCUGGCCAACACUGCUGUUCUGGUGGUGGUUUUAAAAGCCCCCCAUCUCAGGAAAUUUGCUUUUGUGUGCCACCUCUGUGCCGUGGACCUGCUGUCCGCCAUCUUGCUCAUGCCUCUCGGAAUCCUGUCCAGCUCUCCAUUUUUUGCCGGUGUGGUUUUUACCGUGCUGGAAUGCCAAGUGUACGUCUUCCUCAAAGUUGUCCUCAUGGCUGCCUCCAUCUUUACCAUUACAGCCAUCAGCGUGGAGCGGUAUUAUUACAUCGUCCAUCCCAUGCGGUACGAGGUAAAGAUGACCCUAAAGCUAACGGCGGUCGUCACGGUGAUGGUGUGGGUGGCUUCUGCCACGCUGGGGCUUUUCACGGUGUUUGGAUGGCCUUUGAACAGCCGCCUGAGCUCCAUCAAGGCCUCUCACUGCUCUCUACACUGGAGCCACAGCCGCCACAGACAGAUUUUCUCGGCACUCUUUGGUGUGGCCUGCUUCUGCCUGCCAGCGGCUGUGAUUUUUGUUGUCUACUGUAAUGUAUACAAGGUGGCCCGCUUGGCCGCCCUGCAGCAUGGACCUUUGCCUUCAUGGACGAGCAGCCAAAUGAAGCACCGCUCUGACUCCAUAAACAGCCAGACUACCAUCAUAACAACUCGCAAUGCUCCGCGCAGGAUCGUGCGUGACCGCCCUUUUGGUGGUGGUAAAGCUGCUUUCACCCUUGUGGUGAUUGUUGGACAGUUUCUGGUGUGCUGGCUGCCUUACUUUGCCUUCCAACUUCACGUAGUACUCAACGAGACUCCGGAGAUCCCUGACGACUUGGAGCCGGCCGUCACCUGGUUGGCAUAUUCCUCCUUUGCCAUCAACCCGUUUUUCUACGGGCUUCUGAACCGACAAAUAAGAGAGGAGCUCCGUAAGCUCAGGCGCUGCUACUCUGCCCGGACGGUCGAGAUGGGCUUCUCCAGCCACGAGGUCUCAGGCCAUGAGAACUUCCUGCAGUUCCUCCACAGAACCAGCUGCACCUUAGAGACACGUGCAAGCUUUGCCACGUCCAGUCCUAGAAGUACUCUAGAUCAGACUGGCUUCAGGAUACCAGGACAGAUCCCUGAGGAGUUCAGUUAAACUCACCUCACUGCUUCUGGGCAACCUGUUGGAUUCAUUAGGCUGCUGAAUAAAUACUCAUCUAAGUUGGAAGUCUCACAUUUCAGAAACUGAAAAAUUUGAUGCUUCAACAUUGACUCCUGACAUAUUGUUUUAGUUUCAUAAAGCUCCAGAAAAAAGUUUUGACUGUUGUCCAAAUGACAAAAAAAUUUGGUUAAUUUGGAGCUAAACAAUCUGAAAAUUGAAAUUUACAUAAAAUAUAUAUUUUUUAAAAGGCUCUGCUGAGUAAGUAAGUAAGAAAGUAAAUCCACAUUUACAAUGGAGUAAAAAAGUAAUAUCGGAAGAUUUAAAGUCGUAAAUGUAUGACUUUUUUUUUUCUCCUGAAUUACCUGUUUUAUAAUCUUAGAUUUACGACUUUAAAACACAUAGAUUUAUGAGAAAAAAAGUUAGGA
This is a messenger RNA of Oryzias melastigma (Indian medaka), 2721 nucleotides long. Its product is annotated as probable G-protein coupled receptor. The record is from RefSeq and is a predicted model, not a curated record. The coding region runs from base 1019 to 2290 and encodes 423 amino acids. The transcript has 2 exons. Gene Ontology annotation, cellular component: signaling receptor complex; plasma membrane; endosome. Gene Ontology annotation, biological process: G protein-coupled receptor signaling pathway. Gene Ontology annotation, molecular function: G protein-coupled receptor activity. Lineage: Eukaryota; Metazoa; Chordata; Actinopteri; Beloniformes; Adrianichthyidae.